Molecule: messenger RNA, 3826 nt
Organism: Juglans microcarpa x Juglans regia
Lineage: Eukaryota; Viridiplantae; Streptophyta; Magnoliopsida; Fagales; Juglandaceae
Product: lysine-specific demethylase JMJ18-like
Exons: 11
Coding region: 429-3425 (998 amino acids)
Biological process (GO): chromatin remodeling
Cellular component (GO): nucleus
Molecular function (GO): histone H3K4me/H3K4me2/H3K4me3 demethylase activity
Source: RefSeq, a predicted model, not a curated record
CCCAGCAGCGAGAGAGAGAGUACGAUGUUUGGUGUAAUUGUUAAUGGACAUAUGUUAAACCGCCUAUGUUUGGUUGGUUGGAUUCUCAGUCACCGCUUUCCGUUAAUAUUGCGCGUUUUUUUUCCUGUUUUGGGUUUCUUCUUGUUGACCCUCUCUCCCUCCCUCUCUCUCUCUCUGGCUGCUCUUUGGAUUAGAUCCAACUUCGUCGUUUCAGGAGUUCUUAUCCUUCUGUAUUUAUUUAUUUUUUUUUCCCUUCAUUUAUUCUCUCAUUUCUCAAUUCUAAAUCCCAAAUGAGAAUGAGCCUUUUUUCUUUAAACUAAUAAAAGGGAGAAGGAGAGGAGAGGAGAGGAGAGGAGAGGAGAUCAAACUACACUAUAUCUUUCAACCUCUAAUCUUAGCCAUUCUCAAGGGUUUCAAUUUUGUAGCUAAUGGAACAGUUCAAUUUGGUAGCAGAAUCUCAUAUAACUGAGAUAUCAGCUAGAUGGGAUCCAGUUGAGGCACAAAGGCCUAUCAUUGAUGAAGCACCUGUAUUUUAUCCAACUAUUGAGGAGUUUGAGGAUACACUUGGUUACAUAGCAAAAAUUCGAACAAAGGCAGAAUCUUAUGGCAUAUGUAGGAUUGUCCCUCCAUCUUCAUGGAUUCCACCCUGCCCUCUUAAAGAGAAAGAUAUAUGGGAACAUGUUAAAUUUUCUACACGUAUUCAGCAAGUUGACUUGCUUCAGAAUAGGGAACCGAUGAGAAAGAAAAGCAGAGACCGCAAACGAAAACGAAGGAAGCACUCAAGAAUGGGAAGAAGCCAGAGACAUACCAAAUCUGGUUCAGAAGCUAAUGAUGAGAAGUUUGGAUUUCAUUCAGGAUCGGACUUCACACUCGCAGACUUCAAGAGAUAUGCUGAUUUUUUCAAGGAGUGCUACUUUGGGGUAAAGGACGCUAAAGAGGAUUUACACUCUGGUGAAACUCAACAGAAAAAGAGAUGGGACUUCUCUGUGGAGGAUAUUGAAGGUGAAUACUGGCGGAUAGUAGAGCAACCAACAGAUGAGGUUGAGGUAUGCUAUGGGGCUGACUUGGAAACUGGUGCAUUUGGAAGUGGGUUUCCGAAAGCAUCGUCCGGAGUAACCAAAAGUGACUCAUAUCAGUAUGCGAUGUCAGGUUGGAAUCUGAAUAACUUACCACGCCUUCCAGGUUCAGUGCUAUCUUUUGAAGGAAGUGAUAUCUCGGGAGUUCUAGUGCCAUGGCUUUAUGUUGGGAUGUGCUUUUCUUCUUUCUGUUGGCAUGUUGAGGACCAUCACCUCUAUUCAUUAAACUAUCUACACUGGGGUGAUCCAAAGAUAUGGUAUGGAGUACCUGGAAGCCAUGCUUCCACCUUGGAAGAUGCAAUGAGAAAGCAUUUACCUGAUUUAUUUGAAGAACAGCCAAAUUUACUCAAUGAACUGGUCACUCAGUUAUCUCCUUCAGUUCUAAAAUCUGACAGAAUACCAGUAUAUCGAGCUGUUCAACGAUCUGGUGAAUUCAUUCUCACCUUUCCAAGGGCAUACCACUCUGGAUUUAAUUGUGGGUUCAAUUGUGCGGAGGCGGUGAAUGUGGCCCCAGUUGAUUGGUUAGUACAUGGCCAGAAUGCAGUGGAGCUAUAUAGCGAGCAGUGUCGCAAGACAUCAGUUUCCCAUGACAAAUUGUUGUUAGGGUCUGCUUUGGAAGCCAUACAGGCCCUUCGGGAGCUAUACAUUUUUGGAAAGGAAACUCCAAGAAAUUUGAGAUGGCAAGGUCUUUGUGGGAAAGAUGGGGUACUGACCAAUGCAGUUAAGACAAGGGUACGGAUGGAGAAGGAAAGACUAGAUAAUCUUCCCAGUCAUUUGAAGUUGCAAAAAAUGGAAAGAGACUUUGAUGUGAAGAAAGAGAGAGAAUGUUCAUCUUGCUUCUACGACUUACACCUAUCUGCUGCAGGCUGCAAGUGCUCCCCUGACCAAUUCUCAUGUCUGAAACAUGCAAACAAUUUUUGUUCAUGUGAAAUAGAUGGUAGAUUUGUUCUUCUGCGUUAUACGAUGAAUGAGUUAAACACACUGGUUGACGCAUUGGAAGGGGUGGUGGAUUCAGUAAAAGCAUGGGCAUCAGAUACUUCGACAUUUGCCUCUGUUAAUGAGGUUGCUUGUUUAGCUAAGGUAGGUAAUGAUGGUGACACAUAUGGAACCAACUCUCAUGAUCAAAGGGAAAGCUCAUCCUUUUUCCUGGAAACUGGGGAGAAGUUGAACAUAAAUGUUCCUUGCACUUCAUCUAGUCAUGUUUCUUCAGAAGUUAUCCAGCCAGAGUCCCAGCAUGGAGCAUUUAGUUUAAGCACGCAUCACUUCAGUAUAGAUAGUCAUAAUGUUAUCAUAAAUGACAAAGCUGUGGUCAUGAACAGUGAAAGUAAAGUAGGGCAUGGUUUCUCUAUUGAUUUGAAUCUCAAUGUCAUGCUUGAUGAAUAUCAAAGUGGGUUGCUACAUACAUCUGAUAGCUUUAAUAUCAAGGCUAUCACAAAUGUGGAGGAGGUAUCUGUGUCAAACUGUAAACAAGAAAAUGCUCGUAGUUCAGACACAGCAAGAGGACCAGUUCUAAUGCAACAUGAUAGUGACCGUAAUUUAUUGGUUUCACAUGUCCUUUUAAAUGGAGACUAUCCUUCAUGUUCGAGACAUGUUGAGCAUUCUUCUUCAAUUGUUGGAAACAAGUUGUUCGGGGUUGAUCUCUCGUCUCUGCAUCCACAUUCUAAACUGCCAUCUGACAGCUUGUUCGAAAUUGAAAUUAUGGGCGGCCAUCCAAUACAAAAGUUAUACCCUUGUAUUGAGCCUAUUAAUCUUGGGACACUUAUGUUUGGAAGGCUUUGGUGCAGUAAGCAGGCCAUAUUUCCAAAAGGAUAUAGAAGCCGUGUUAAGUUUUUUAACGUGCUCAAUCCAACAAAAAUUUGUAGUUACAUAUCAGAAGUCCUCGAUGCUGGUCUACUUGGGCCUCUGUUUAAGGUUACUUUAGAAGAAUUUCCAAAUGAGACUUUCACAGAUGUCUCAGCGGAGAAAUGCUGGGAUAUGGUGCUCCAGAGACUAAACCAGGAAAUUAUUAGACAGAGCAGCCUAAGGGAACGGGGACUACCCUCUUUGCAACCUUUGCAGAAUAUUAACGGGCUUGAAAUGUUUGGAUUUCUCUCUACACACAUAAUUCUGGCUAUCGAGGCUCUUGAUCUGAAUCAUCAAUGCGUGGAGUACUGGAAUCACAGAUACAUGGUGCCUAUGCCUUUGGGCAGCAAUGGUGAUGCUUAUAAGUACUCAUUGGCAUUGAGUUGCUCUCUAGGAGACACAAAGGAAAAGGAUUUUGGUAUCAAUUUGACUAAAAGGGACCAGAAUAAUCCAUCUGAAGGACGAGGCCAUUGUCUAAUUGAUGAAGAGUUACAGUUAGUACUAUGAGGACUUUUUAAAGAACGCGAGCUCGCAAGAGUAGUACAGAAUAGUGUGUAGAGUAUUCUGCCCGUGAGUCCACGAAGUGCCGAAUGGAGAGUGGCAUUCACACCAUUGAUAGAGGAGAUCCAGAAAUCCUGUAGAUAAAAUAAGGAAGAGAAAUAGGCCCCAUCAUUCUUUUUGGCUCAAGGUAGCUUCUUACUCCAUUUAACCAAAUAGGCAUAUUUUCUUUCAAUGAUCCAUAAAAGGGGAGUGAAAACCUGAGCGUGAGUUGUGCACAAAUAUAGGCAUGUGUUCAUUCAUGACCUUGAUGUAGAGUCCUCUGUAGAUGAUUCAGAAGCUGUCAAAUGAUCACAGUUAUUUUAGAAAAUUUUACCAAGCUUUAUAAAUUACAUAUCCAUUUUACAGUC